AUGGACGGACUCCACAGAAUGGAGAGACCGCGGCUUCAACGGAGUGCGACGACCUCCUCGAGACAUCAAGACGGUGAUCGCCUUAGGCGAACAAUCAGUGUGACUGGAGCUAGAAGAAGGGAGCGACUGAUGCAAAGACAUGCAACUCUCCAAUCACACGCAUCUACGGAGGCCAGUUUCGAAGAAGGGCUGAUUCCUCAGAGCUCUACAUGGUCUGGAUUCAGCACUAGAUUGGGAACACCCCCGCCCAGCCAUUUCAACAUCCCUGCCCGAGAUACCCAUUUCCUAUCCCCGCCGACUCCUUUGGAAGCAGGAUUGAUGAAAGGAGAAGCACCUCCUCAUAGACGGGUACUGUUUUUACUGUUUUUAUAAAGACGGGCACUCUGAAUUUCUGGUCAAAAAAAAGUUUGAUCUGGCAAAAAAGGUCAUCAGAAAAUGUUUUGUAAAAUUGCGCAACCACGUUGGCCCGAAACAAAUUCGAAUUUUAUCUGACCAUUGAAGUAAAUAUUAGUGGGAUAUAUUAGUAGGCAACGCAGGUCUUGUCUUCUUCUUUUGACCUCUGAUGACUUCCCUUUUAUUGUUUAUUUAUAAGACGAUAAGUCCUAAUUGUUUACAGGAGAUCUAUUUCUGAAGGGCGGAUCCCCUCGGUCUCUGUCUUCUUGCCCUGAGGGCGCUUCCAUUUCCGGCACCUUCCGCUUGAUCGAAAUUUAUUGUCAGACGAAAAAUAUUGCCUCCGGAACUGGACCAAAAAAUUAAUUCAAAAUUCGGAGCCGCUUUUGGACAAAGUGUUUCCAGGCAAUUCGUUCGAGUGUCCUCACCAAACCCUUUGUCCUUUAUUUAAUUUACUAUUACUGUUUAACAUCUAUUAUUUGACAAUGGAAUUUUGACACAUUUCUAUCUUUGAUAUUAAUCUUCACAACUGGCAAUCUUUCUUUAUCCAUUUUAUAUAAAGUAAAUUCUGCUGUAUUACUGUAAUCUAGACACCGAAGACAUUAUAGAAGUAAAUCUUUUAUAAUGUCAUCCGUUUAUCGACCCUAUCAUGAGUUCAAUGAAGAAGAAUUGCAGGUCUGAGGGAGUUUGUAUAACUCAACUAGAUUACUUUCUAGGAUACUUUGGAGAAGAUCCCGAUUAGAGCACGAAGUCAGAGUUGGUUGAUACGGACCCGGCAUCUGCUGGACGAUGACAAAGUAUGUUUUGACAAUAGUGGUGAUUUGGUUUCAGAAACGACAUACCCCUAUUAUCAGCAACUGUCUGCUGGUUCUAUCCAUCCUCACCUUGUUCCUCACAUUCCCUUUUUGUGUCCCAUUUUGCAUAAAGAUUGCCAAGUAAGCAUAGCUUUUAUAAUUGAUGGUUUUCUCUUGCUUGGUACUUUAUUUCGUGUAAUUUCAAUGGAUUUAAUUUGCAGGGAAUACGAAAGAGCAGUGGUAUUUCGAUUGGGAAGAUUGCUGAAGACGGGGACAAAGGGGCCUGGCAUCUUCUUUGUGAUCCCUUGCAUCGACACCAUGAAGAUGGUAAGGUCUUGUUUAUAUACUAUAAAAUAUUUUUAGGUGGAUCUCCGCGUAUUAUCCUUUGACGUCCCCCCUCAGGAGAUACUGAGUCGGGAUUCGGUCACCGUUUCUGUAGAAGCUGUUAUCUAUUUCCGGAUAUCAAAUCCGAUUAUUUCUGUUACCAAUGUUAAUGAUGCUCAAUUCUCUACUAAAUUGCUUGCUCAGACUACUUUAAGGAAUGUACUGGGUACCAAAACUCUGUCGGAAAUUCUGAUGGAAAGGGAUAACAUUGCAAGUGUAAGUGUAACUCCAAAAAAUAACUUAUUUCCAGAUUACGGAGAAAGUUCUGGACGACGGUACUGAUCCUUGGGGUGAGUUAUUAUUAUCUAGGAUUACUUUUCUCUUUAGGAGUGAAGGUGCAAAGAGUGGAGAUUAAAGAUAUCCGCCUUCCCCACCAACUUAUGAGGAGUAUGGCAGCCGAAGCCGAGGCCGCUAGAGAUGCCCGGGCUCGAGUUAUUGCCGCCGACGGAGAGAAGAAUGCUAGUGUGUGAGUUAUCACACCUUUAAUGAUGAUCUGACCUCCCAAUAAUGGGUUGUAUGUAUUGUUUUCAGGGUGCUGGUGGAAGCAGCAGACGUUAUCCGCGAGAACAAGGUCUCUCUCCACCUGCGAUACCUCCAGACCAUGUCUCAUAUAGCAGUCGAACACAACAAAACCAUCGUUUUCCCCAUCCCAAUGGAGAUCGUCCGUUCGCUGAUUCAUCGGUGGAAGAAGAAUAAGAGCCAACAGAAGCUAUUAUAA
Messenger RNA from Bursaphelenchus xylophilus (pine wood nematode), 2286 nucleotides. The record is from the annotation of a GenBank genome assembly. NCBI's taxonomy places the organism in Eukaryota, Metazoa, Nematoda, Chromadorea, Rhabditida, Aphelenchoididae.